Molecule: messenger RNA, 8251 nt
Organism: Vespula vulgaris
Lineage: Eukaryota; Metazoa; Arthropoda; Insecta; Hymenoptera; Vespidae
Gene: 5-HT1
Product: 5-hydroxytryptamine receptor-like
Exons: 8
Coding region: 932-2734 (600 amino acids)
Biological process (GO): adenylate cyclase-activating adrenergic receptor signaling pathway
Cellular component (GO): membrane
Molecular function (GO): G protein-coupled receptor activity
Source: RefSeq, a predicted model, not a curated record
UCCGUCUCUCUCGACACUAUUCGAUAACAAACUCCAUAGUACCAGUACUGGUACGGUACUCCGGAGCACCGGAUCGUUCUCUCGGCGUAUCUCGUCUCGUCGGCCUUCGAGUAUCAUAUCUUCUCUCUUUUCUUUAUACAAGAGUGCAAGAGAAAGAGAAAAAGAAAGAAAGAAAUAAAGAAAGAAAUCAAGAAGAAAAGGAAGAAAGAGAGAAAGAAAAAGUCAGGCCGUUUCUAUCGCUUGAGAGAAGCUCUCCUCGAGCAAUAUAACUAUCGGCUUCGAUCACGAAAAUGCAUAACUUGUUGCUCAUAUGUAAGCAGUGAUCCGAAACGUUUUGUCGAUUUCAACCCGCAGACUGUGAAGAAAGAAAGGGGAAAAAACGAAGAAAAGGAACAGGACGAAGAAGAAAGGGAGAAGGAAGAGUAAAAGAAGGAAGAAGUGAAAGGAGCCAGAGGAAAAGGGAAAAACCUGUUUCUUCUGAUUUGAAAUUACAAAGAAAAUGUGCACUUGGGGUUGUUGCCAAUGACGAAUCUCUUCUUUUCUUCUUCUUCGAAACUUUAAGAGGAUGCAUUGAAUUGAGGAGAGAAAACCCUGUUCGAAAGGAAACCAAAAGGAUUUUCUCACAUUGGCUGUUCGUCUAUCUUGUUACCCGCAGCUUAAAGUGCGGUAUAAAAGGAUUCCUUGGAUUAUGAAAAACGUGUAAAAGAAAAAUGGAAGCUACGAUUUCUAUGCCUUUGAACGACUCGAUGAAUUUCGAUAACGAAUCGAUGACAAUAGCUUGUUGAAACGACUGAAAUUAAAUAUUCGAAUAAGGGCUGUAGACUAAAAUCGGAUCGAUUACCGAUAAGCCGAUCAUGACACGUAUCGCGAAAAGAUGAUGACCAGCGGUCAUUGAAGACCGCUAGAAAACUGGAUCUGCAGUCAUCUCAGAAUGGAGGAAAACAUCAGUAUCGCAACGAAUGCGACGGUGAAAAAUUUCGAUUUUUCCGAUCCAUGGGUCAUACUGAGAGCUGUCGUAUUGGCUCUUUUGAUCCUCAUCACUAUUAUAGGGAAUUUGUUCGUAAUAGCGGUGAUCCAAAUGCAAAGGAACCUACGAUCCGUAGCAAAUUAUUUAAUCGUGAGUUUGGCCUUCGCCGACCUUAUGGUUGCCUGCCUCGCCAUGCCACUCGGGGCUGUUUACGAGAUAAACUCGAGAUGGUCUCUUGGGCCGGAACUCUGCGACAUAUGGACGAGCAGCGACGUCCUUUGCUGCACGGCAUCGAUAUUGCAUCUGGUGGCUAUCGCGGUCGACAGAUAUUGGGCCGUCACCGAUCUCAAUUAUACACAGGGAAGGAGUCCAAAGAAAAUCGGUAUCCUGAUUGCCAUGGUUUGGAUUGUUUCUUUGGGAAUUUCAAUGGCACCUCAUUUUGGUUGGAAAGAUCCAGAUUACUUGGAACGUAUAGCAGAGGGUGAAUGUCUCGUCUCCCAAGAUCCAGCGUACCAGAUUAUCGCAACAUGCGCAACAUUUUAUCUACCCUGUCUGCUUAUUCUCUUUCUUUACUGGAAGAUAUUUCAAGCAGCUCGGAAACGUAUCAGAAAGAGACCAGGUACGAUCGUUCAACCCUGUCGCGAAAGAAGAGGCAUCCUACGGCUCGUAACGAGAAGGCAAAGAGAGGAAUCAACAGCGUUCACUAUAACACGUUCAACGCCGGAUCACUCGUCGAUUUCACCGGAAAAGUCGUCGUCGUAUAACGACGGACACGUAGUGCAAUCAACGGUCGUGAACAUUACACCGGUAACGACGAGCACUACAGCAAACUCGUCGAAUUCUACGGAUCAGCCAACGAGCUCAACUGCAGCGACAACGGCAACAGCAACCGCAGCAACGUCAACAACAGCAGCAGCAACAUCAACAACAACCGCAACAACAUCAACAACAGCAGCAGCAACAUCAACAGCAACCGCAGCAACAUCAACAACAGCAGCAGCAACAUCAACAACAGCAGCAGAAACAUCAACAACAGCAGCAGAAACUUCAACAACAGUAGCAGCAACAUCAACAACAGCAGCAGAAACUUCAACAACAGCAGCAGCAACAUCAACAAUAGCAGCAGCAACAUCAACAACAGCAGCAGCAACAUCAACAACAGCAGCAGCAACAUCAACAGCAACAGCAGCAACAUCAACAACAGCAGUAGCAACAUCAACAACAGCAGCAGCAACAUCAACAGCAACAGCAGCAACAUCAACAACAGCAGCAGCAACAUCAACAAGAGCAGCAGCAACAGUGGUAGCAACAUCAACAACAGCAGCAGCAACAUCAACAACAGCGGCAGCAACAGCAGCAACAGCGGCAGCAAUAGCGGCAAUAACAACGACGAUAACGACACCGGCGACAACAACGACGACAACGUCAACGAGUAGGCCAAGUUCGUCGUCAACAUCGACGACGAUACGUCAAGCGACAUCGACGAAGAGAAAUCGUGAAACGAUAGAAUCUAAACGCGAAAAGAAAGCAGCCAAGACAUUGGCAAUCAUCACCGGUGCCUUCGUCGCCUGUUGGCUACCCUUCUUCGUUCUCACGCUUCUACGUGUCAUCUGCGAUCGGUGCCAAAUACCCGACAUGGUAUACAAAGUUUUCCUCUGGCUUGGCUAUUUCAACAGUACUCUCAACCCUGUCAUCUACACCAUCUUCUCACCCGAAUUCAGGCAAGGUUUCAAAAGAAUGCUCUGUAGCUGGAGAAUGGCUCGCUGACAUUGGAUUUAAUUUCCUUUCCCUUAAUACCAUUACCAAUAAUUAAAUCCAUUACGAUCACUACCACCAUCAUCCACGACAACAUAACACCAUUGGUACUACUACCCUCUGAAAGGAGGAAGCUUUAAUAUCUUCUUUCUCUUUUUUUUCUUUCUCUCUCUCUCUCACACACACAUACACACAUAUGCAUGUGAAGAAAUAAUAGCAAAUAAGGAACUUAUCUCUCUUUUAUUUUCUUCAAUUUUUUCAUUCCUUUCAACGCGUCACCAUAAUCAGAGUUUCUUGAUCACAAACGAUAUACAAUCUUCUUUAUUAAUUUAGCCAUGUGAAAAUGUAAGGUUUAAACAAAAAUGACAAAAUUUAUCAAGGUGUAUCAGCUGUUAUUUCCUCUCUCUUUCUCUCUCUCUUUCUGUCUCUCUCCCGUUAGAUUUAUUCAUACAACGCAAGACACACGCGCACGCCUUCACUUUUUCCUCCUCCUUCCUCUCUGCCUUUUCAUUAGUAAAUAGCUAUAUAUUGUAUCUCGUGUAUAUAAAACACAUAUACAUACGUUCUAGGAUAAAAGUCAAAUUUGGAUCAUGGCCAAGAACCAUGAGAUCGAGAAUAUACAUAUAUGAAUACAUAGAUACAUACGUACCCAGCAUUUCUUCUCGCAAAUAUAAUAACGUAUAUAGGUACAUACAUACACGUGUAAUUAAACGUACAUACGAGAUCACGUGUUUUGUCGUGGUCAACAUUGACUUUUUUUUUGUUCUGACGAACGAUUUACCUUUUAGCCAUUCCAACUCUCGGCUGGACCGACAAUUAGUAGUGGGAUCUCUACUGAUCUGAAUCGUUCGACCGAGAGAACGAAAAAAAAGAGAAAGAGAGAAAGAGAGAGAGAUAGGGACCGUAAAUUCUGUGCAUACGAAAGAAAGAGAGAGAAAGAGAGAGAAGUAAAGAAAAGGAAAGAAAAAGACAGAUAGAGAGAAAGAGAGAGAAAUCGAGAAAGAAGUAUUUCGUAAUUACUCACGUCUUUAAAACGCAUUAGAAUGGCUUUUAAAGCAUCGUUUUAAAAAUACAUACUGUUUAAGAUGGCUAUAUCUGUACAUGAUAUUUAUCUAUCCUUUAUUCCAUCUUGUAACAUACGUCUCUAUAGAUACACAACACAUACACAUAUACAGACACGGACACACGCGCGCGCGCGCGUGCACACGCACGUACAUACAAAAUUAGAGCGUAACGAGAAGAAAACGAGGAACUCCGAGGAACUAACGAAUUCUAAUUGUAAAAGAUGAUGAGAGAGAGAUAGAGAGAGAGAGAGAGAGAAAUGUGUCAACUUCGAAUUUGCUUACGAGUAUAUCGCGACCGAUCGUGAGAGGGAAGACUAAAACUUAUUGUUAGCAUGAGCAUAAAAGAGAAAUAGAGAGAGAGAGAGAGAGAGAGAGAGAGACAGAGUAAGAAAAGCAAAUUUGAAUUCUCUGUAUUUGUGAUAAAUUUACGGGGAAGAACUCCCAUAGAGUUCAAGGAUGCUCCUCCAUUCGUUCGAAACCUCCGUUCCCAAAACUUAGUUUGAUUCUUCUCGUUGAAAAGUCGAGUGUGUGUGUCUCGAAAAGUGGAUUUUGCGAGGAGAAAUGUGGAGAUCAAACGAAUUUCAUUCUCUUCGAACAACGGAAUAGACAGAAGAUCGACCUUUUUUAAACUUCUUUCGUUUCUUUUUUUUCUUUUUUAUUUAUUGUGUAAAAAUAUCAGGAUCUUUUUUUAACAGAUUAAUUGGACGAGAAGGAAGAAUUUUUUUUGUAAAUAAAAUUUAUGUUUUUUCAAGAAAAGUUUUUUCCAAGUCUGUCAGUUUAUUCAGUAAAACUAUGCUGAUAUUUAUUUAUUUUCUUUUUCUUUGUUUUAUUUAUAAACAUUCCACGAGUUUUAUUGAUAAAUUAAUAUUUCCGUUCUGACAGAAAUUUUCUUUCGAAGGUGGUCACGCGUAUAUCGCACAUACUACGUACGUUUCGAUCAUUACGAAGAAAUGAAAUAAAUAAAGUAAUUUAAUACCCAAACAUUGAUCAGAUUUUUUGAAAUAUUUUUCUCGACAUUCGAUAAAUCUUGUAUAAAUCGUAAUAUCGUAAAUCUCUUAUCAAAAAAUCUCCGGUUGUCUACUUUUUUCUCCACUUUUCUCCUGUUUCCCUCGAGCGAUUACCGUAUUUCGACGUUAAUAAUAAUGAUUAUUCUUACGAAAUUUCAACGUAAAAAAAAAAAAAAAAGAAAAAAAGAAGAUUUGAAGACUAAAUAAAAUAAGAUGCGGUAUGUAUGUCCCGUCUCUGUAAGAUAGGGUAUACAAGAGGAAAGAGAUAUAUAAUAAGGCUCGUUUCAAGCGAAAUGAAAAAUGUUAGAGAGAAGAUAAAGGCAAAGGUCGUUAGAAUUAGAUAACGGGGAUAUCUUUCUUCAAAGCUUCGAGGUAAAGAUAAUCACUUCUUUCGUACUGAGAUGAAUCUUUUCCCUUUCUUUUUUUCCAUUGUUUUUGUGUGUGUGUGUGUGUGUGUAUAUAUAUAUAUAUAUAUAUAUAUAUAUAUAUAUGUAUGUAUGUGUGUCUGUGUGUAUUUUUCUUUUUCUUUUUUUUUUAUUUCCUGCGAUAAAACUCGCAGUCUAUUUCGAGACGACGCUGUUUUUCCCAUUUACUAUCAUUUCUACCGUGUUAAUAUUUAUCUCUUUUACAGUCUGGACCUUUCUCUUUUGUCUUUGAGCUUUCGCAAUAGUAGAAAUAACACAAGCAAUAUGGUUCAAUGUAGAAAUGAUAUAGAUUCUAUAAUAAUAAAAUAUUCUAUAAUAUAAAAAUUUUGACAUUUUUCUAUUCGGUGACAGAAUAGAUCGCUAAAGUUUAACAGGUCGUUAUAAUUGCAUGUUCGAAGAUUAAAUUAUUUUUCGUUUUAUUUUUUCUUCUUCUUCUUUUUUUUUUUAUUAUUCUCUUCGCGAUAUCUGUGUAUAUUUAUAUAUAUAUUUUUUCUUCAACGUGAUCGAUCAAAUUUUCAUUCAUGAUCGUGAAUGAUUUUUUAUUCAACAAUUUAUACUUUAUCGUGUUGUUAAUAAUUUUUUGUUUACUUUAUAUUUUUGAUAACGGCAAAGGAUAAAAAUAAUAAUAUAGAAAAAUCUCAAGAUAGAUUCAUGUAAAAUUCAAAAAGUUUUCCAUUUAGAAAAGUAACGGGAAAGAUAACAAUCGUUCGAAAGAUACUUCUUGUUUUAUGCAUACGCGUACGCAAUCGCAAUUUUAUUCUUCUUUUCCCGUAAUAUUAUCACAACGAAUAACGGACAAUUUGAAAAGUUACGAUAAAAUUGCGAAGUUUCGAAUGGAAAUCAGACAUAUUGCAACGCUCGUAUUUCGUCAGAACGAAGACAAAAGCAAUUGUUUCGUGGAAUACCGGUAUCGCACGCAAAUUGCAUACGAAGUGUAAUUUAACGAAAUCAUAGGCAAACAAGCAGGCAAACAGGGAACUGUAAUACUGUAUCGCAUUUAGGGUUACCAGACAUUUCCGCUGGAAGAAACCAGCUCUGGAUAUUUCGUGCGAAGAACUUAUGCUAAUGCUGUUAAUGUAAAGACACGUGAAAGGUAAAAAAGAAAAGGAAAAGGAAAAAGAAAAAGAAAAAGAAAAAGAAAAUAAGAAAAAAAGGGAAAAGAAUAAAAUAUUUAUAAAAAGACUUUUGUGAGCGAGUGUGCGAAUAUGUUCUCUGUUGUGUUUUCGUGCGUGUGCGUGUGCGAGUGUACAUGUAAAUCUCUCCGUAUAGACGAAAGACGAAUUUUAACGAGAGCGUCGCGUAGAUCGAAUUGUUACAACGUUAUAUCGCUACACGUGCCGUUCUUUUUAAUCUUUUCUUUUUUAUUUUUAUUUUCAUUUUUUUUUGGGGGGGAUGGGAGAUUUUUUUUCUGUUUAUUUUUUUUCACAAUGUUAUAAACUCGUUAAGUCGAAAAUAAAAAGAAAAGCAAAUGUUAAAAGACGUGCCAUUCGUUGCAUCUUAACAACGUCUAAGCUCGGCCCAACCUUUUUAGAUACAACAUUCGGAAAUGUCUUAUUCGAUCUCGUCGUUCCUAUUAAAAAAAUUUAUUCGCUACUCUCUACAUCAUAUUUAAAAAAAUUAAAACGUCUGUAAUAAUGUUCGAUUUCACUUUGAAAAAUAUUUUAACGAUUUAAAUAUUAUUUCUUCUACGAUAAAUAGAAUCAAUGCGAUAUUUUGUUACAUUUGUUUGACUCAAUGUUUCGCUAUUGUCGAAAACAAAACAAAAAAAAGAGAGAGAAGAAAACACACGUGUAAAUAUUUAGAAAAUGUCGUUGUAAUAUCAAAGAGAAAGCUUCGAAACAAAAAACCAAAUAAAAAAUUCUGCAGAACGAACGCAUUUCGUGAUAGCUGAUUGCAUAAGACACUCCCAUCAGUUGUGCCUAACAAGGAAAUAAGCAAACGUCUGAUAAUCCUGCUACAUCGCUCGUUCCUAGAAAGAAAGAGAGAGAAAGAGAGAGACAACGAUCUUUCCGCAUUAAUAAUCACGUUAGUUUCGUCUUCCACGAUAUCUUAUACUCAUUUAUCAUUCUCGAAUCCAAGCAUCGAAACACGAAUGUUUGCCCGUCAAAUAUCUCUAAAAAUUUGAAUUACAUUAUAUCACUCUUAAUCUUUCUCUCUUUCUCUAUUUCUCUGUUUCUUUCUUCUUCUUCUUUUUCUUCUUCUUCUUCUUCUUCUUCAACGACUAAUAAAAAAAUGAAAGACAGAGGUAGAAAGAAAAAGAGAGAAAGAGAGAGAGGAAGAGAUAUAUAUAUACUUAUAUAUAUAUAAAUAUAUAUACAUGAAAAAAACUCGAUGUAUCCCGAUUAUCUUACGAUUUACAUCGCAAUGCUCCGCUAUUUAUCGACGUUAUGCCUAAGAUUGUUAAAUGAAAAAAAAAGAAAGAAUAAAAAAAUUGCCAGAGAAAAAUGAGAGAGAGAGAGAGAGAGAGAGAGAGAGGAAGAGAGAGAAUAAUCUUUAAAUAAAAAAAGACAAGAUUGAAAGAACUUAGGAAAAAGUGACGUAGUUAUAUGAUUAAAAGAAAAAAAAAGAAAAGAAAAAAAAAGGAAAAAAAAAAGAAAGAAAAAAGAGGAAAAAAGAAGAAAAAAAACAAGCGAUAUUAUUAGUAGUUGAAAGUACAGUCGAAGCGUGCGUGCAUUGUAUAAAAGAAAACAAGAGAAAUUGAAAGAGAAUGUAAGUAUUAUACUUACGUACGUACGUACGUACGUAUGCGUCGUUAUGUAUGGGUGUGCGAGAUAGGGAGAAAUAAUAAUUUAAAUUUAAUCGCAUUUCGCGUAGGACCAUUCAAGAGGCUCAUGAUUCUCUCGACAGAAAAGAAAACAUUUUCUGCGUUGAUGAAGACUAAAUAGGAAACGUGUAUUUAAAAUGCGGCCGCUUGCUUUAUAUUUAUUCCCUCUCGAUAACAAUCGUAAAACGACGAUUACGAUAGUGAAAUGAGGAGAUGAUGAAGUAAUACGUUUAAAUAAAUCGAAUUACGAAGGGUUUCGAAAGAAUCAA